This is a messenger RNA of Octopus sinensis (East Asian common octopus), 642 nucleotides long. Its product is annotated as histone-lysine N-methyltransferase SETMAR-like. NCBI's taxonomy places the organism in Eukaryota, Metazoa, Mollusca, Cephalopoda, Octopoda, Octopodidae. Gene Ontology annotation, molecular function: nucleic acid binding. The transcript has a single exon. The coding region runs from base 1 to 642 and encodes 213 amino acids. The record is from RefSeq and is a predicted model, not a curated record.
AUGUUAAUUACUGAACAAUACCGAGUGAUUUUCUUGUACGAAUACAAGUUGGGUCACUCUGCCGCCGAAGCUCAACGAAACAUUAAGCAUGUUUUUGGUAACGAUUCUGUUGACAUUAGAACUGUUCAGAGAUGGUUCCAAACAUUUUGCUCAGGAAAUAAAAGCCUUAAAAGUGAACCAAGAGGGAGACCAAAACCAGUUAUUCGGCAUUAUGAAUUGAAUUCUUUAGUUAAACGAAAUCCGAGAAAAACAGUCCGAAAUAUCAGAUCUGAGCUCAAGACACCUCCCUCAACUGCUUCUCGACACUUGAAGAAAAUUCGAAAAGUCAAAAAGAUGGAUAGGCUUGUUACCCAUCAAUUUAAUGAGAUUAAAAAAAGCAACAAAAAAAACAGACGCCUUACAGCGUAUUCCAUGUUCUUGUCUCGGCUGGAAAGAGAACCAUUUUUGUAUCGACUUAUUACAUAUGAUGAGCAAUGGAUACUCUUUGAUAACAGCAGGAGGACAGAACAGUGGUUAGAUGCAGGAGAGUCACGAAAACACUACCUAAAACCGCCACUGCACCCUAAAAAGUUGAUGGUCACUGUGUGGUUGUCAACAAAGAGGGUUAUUCAUUAUUCAUUUUUGCAAAAGGAAAAACUGUAA